Molecule: messenger RNA, 3240 nt
Organism: Xenopus laevis (African clawed frog)
Lineage: Eukaryota; Metazoa; Chordata; Amphibia; Anura; Pipidae
Gene: pcsk1.L
Product: neuroendocrine convertase 1-like
Exons: 14
Coding region: 374-2602 (742 amino acids)
Source: RefSeq, a predicted model, not a curated record
AUACUGAGCGUUUACCAGUGUGUGUGGGCGUCUCCGGCUCUAAUGACUGAGCGGAGUGUAGGGGAGCUGCUGCCGUGCGUAUCCAGCGUUUGCUAUUUUCGCCUCUCACCUCCCUCGGGAAGACCGUAUAGAUUGAAGACGCCUGCAAGUGUGUUUGACGUCGUUGUGACGUGUUAAGGACACAUUUCCAAUGAGGCUGCUGAAGGAGCGAGCGUUUUUGUAGCUCACAAGCCUCACAGAGAGACAGAGAAACCUGCUGCGCUUAUCUGUUCGCAUAGCAACCAGGCUUCAGCACCCACAUUUGAAAAUUCAAAUUGGACUUUUUUUUGGGUGUUUGUUUCUUGGCUUCAGACACUGUGAGAUCCAUCGCAAAAUGGAAGGACGACUUUGGCACCCUGUGUGCAUUGCUUCAGUCGCUGUCUUGUCCUUGUUGUGUCGGGGGCUGGAGGCUGGGCUGGAUAAACAUUAUGUCAAUGAAUGGGCAGCAGAGAUCCCCGGGGGGCCCGAGGAAGCCCAGUUACUUGCACUGGAGUUGGGUUAUGAUUACCUGGGACAGAUUGGAUCAUUAGAAAAUCACUACCUGUUCAGACACAGAGCUCACCCAAGAAGAUCGCGCAGAAGUGCAACUCGCAUUACAAAGAGACUAGCUGAUGAUGGACGGGUGUCAUGGGCCGAACAGCAGUACAAUAAAGAGAGAAAUAAGCGGUCAGCCUUUAAAGAAGACACCAAAAACCUGUUUAAUGAUCCCCUGUGGAAUCGACAAUGGUACUUGCAAGACACAAGAUCGAACCCCACAUUGCCUAAGUUGGAUUUACAUCUCCUUCCCGUAUGGAAAAGAGGAAUAACAGGCAAAGGUGUUGUUAUCACUGUGCUGGAUGAUGGAUUGGAAUGGAACCACACUGAUAUCUAUGCCAAUUAUGACCCAGAAGCAAGUUAUGAUUUCAAUGACAAUGACAAUGACCCCUUCCCUAGAUAUGAUAUUACAAAUGAAAACAGACAUGGGACAAGAUGUGCCGGGGAAAUUGCGAUGAUUGCCAACAACAAUAAAUGCGGCGUCGGAGUUGCAUACAAUGCAAAAGUUGGGGGUAUACGGAUGCUGGAUGGUGUUGUGACAGAUGCCAAAGAAGCAAGUUCCAUUGGCUUCAAUCCACAACAUGUGCACAUAUACAGUGCUAGCUGGGGACCUAAUGAUGAUGGAAAAACCGUAGAAGGACCUGGCAGACUGGCUCAGAAAGCUUUUGAGUAUGGCAUCAAACAGGGGCGAAAUGGAAAAGGUUCCAUAUUCGUUUGGGCAUCUGGAAAUGGAGGCCGACAGGGUGAUAACUGUGACUGUGAUGGAUACACAGACAGCAUUUACACCAUCUCUAUCAGCAGUGCUUCCCAGCAAGGUUUGUCUCCCUGGUAUGCGGAGAAAUGCUCUUCCACCCUGGCUACAGCAUACAGCAGUGGCGACUACACCGAUCAGAGAAUUAUAAGCGCUGACCUACACAAUGAGUGCACGGAGACGCACACUGGAACCUCAGCGUCAGCACCACUGGCUGCUGGGAUAUUUGCUCUUGCACUGGAAUUUAACCCUGACCUUACCUGGAGGGAUAUGCAGCACCUGGUGGUUUGGACAUCAGAGUACGACCCAUUGUCUAACAAUCCCGGUUGGAAGAAAAAUGGAGCUGGAUUAAUGGUGAACAGCAGGUUUGGAUUUGGGCUGCUCAAUGCUAAGGCACUUGUGGAUUUGGCAGAUCCCAAAACAUGGAAAGGAGUUGCUGAAAAGAAGGAGUGUAUAGUUGAAGAUAGUGAAUUUUCACCAAGGUUUCUAAGAACAGAUGGGGAAGUAACCAUACAAAUUCCGACAAAGGCCUGUGAAGGCCAAGAUAAUCAUAUCAAAUCUCUGGAGCACUUGCAGCUGGAAGCCACCAUUGAAUACACCCGUAGAGGGGACCUUCACAUAACACUCACCUCUCCAUUAGGGACUAAUACAGUUCUUCUAACUGAAAGAGAGAGAGAUACAUCUCCAUAUGGUUUCAAAAGCUGGGACUUUAUGUCUGUGCAUACGUGGGGAGAAGAUCCAGCAGGAACCUGGACACUGAAAAUUUCUGAUGUGUCUGGAAGAAAGAAAAAUGAAGGAAGAAUAGUAAGCUGGAAACUGAUUCUUCAUGGUACAUCUACCCAACCAGAGCAUAUGAAACAUCCAAGAGUCUAUACUUCCUACAACGUUGUUCAAAAUGAUCGAAGAGGUGUUGAGAAGAUGGUUGACAUUGAAAAGGAACCAAUCAAUCAAAGUGUUACAACGGACCGACCAGAAGUCACUGAAAACACUCUGGACAGCCAAGAAGUCGAUGAAAGGGCAAAGUCGCUAGCAAUAGCCCACCUUUUGAAAAAUGCCUUUGGCAGAGAAGGAGCUUCAUUUCCUCUGGAAGAAAAAGAUAUACCUAAACAUAGUUAUCUGUAUGCUUUGGCCACCAUUAACAAGCAGGCAGAAGGAAGGGACAGAGAGAACAAUUUGUACAAUGAGUACAUUGACAGGUUCUAUCAUUCCAGACCUUACAAACACAGAGAUGAUAGACUAUUGCAAGCUCUGUUAACCAUAUUAAAGAAGAAACCCUAAUAUUUUAUAGUGCCAGGAAACAUUUAUGCCUCUCAACCUCCAUCCAUUGCAUUUUGCCUUUGUGCUCCCAUGAAAUUGCAGAAAUAUAAACAGUUAAAAUUAGCAUUUUCUUGCCUAAUGUGCAUAUAUAAAACUCCCAUGUUUUUAGCAGGUCCAUUUAUGUUAGCUGACAGACCAAUUAGUCUGAGGCUGCAUUAAGACUAUGAGAGUCUUUCAAUAGAGCUGUUCUGGGGUCACAAAUUGGUAUGUGCAUCUUCGCUGGCUGAUGAACUCUAUCAUGUGACAUGGCUCAGGACAAAGGAGCUUCCAUUUGCACUAAUAGAAUGACCACAGUAGAGUGUAGUAUAAUAGGGUUAAAUUUAGUCUUCAGUCAAUGGGCAUCAGCUACAGUUUUUUACUACCCGAAUAGCUCUUUGGGGGCUCCCAUGACAGCCUUAGAUUAACCACAAUUUAUUUGAUGAAUACUGACAACAAAUCCCCAUUACGAUCGGCAGCAACAAUAGAUUCCCUUUAAAAUCUUGUAAUCCCACCCUCUAGCUGUCACAAAAACAGUGAAGGAGGGGCCAAUCCAUCCAAACUGAUUCAGUGCCCAAGGUAUAUUGUAAUACUGCCUGAAUAAAGAGCAACUAUUCAUUUUA